CCGGUGGUCAUGUCCUUCCCGGGCUCGGUUGUCAGGGCUCUGCUCACCCGCUGGAAGUCAUACAGACACCGCUUUGUGCCCUGGGUGGCGCUGAACCUGGCCCGGAACCGCAGGUGGAUGCCCUGUAUACUAGAGCUGCAAACCUUGCGCUAUGUGUCGGAGGGCAGCAGCGACAAGCUUAUUCCUGAUGCCGAUGUGAAGAGCGCUCUUGUUGGCCUCUUUCAAGCUUUCUUCAUGUCUGAUUUGUACAGACAGAGAGACCUCCUGCACAUGCUUCCUGAAUGCACGAAGGCCUUGUAUUAUAAUCCAGACAUUGGAGAAGCACCGAGCUGCCACACUGAACAGGACGUCACUCUACAAGCAGCUGAGAUAAUGCACAGAUCUUUCGGGUUCACCAUUGAAAGACAGCCAAGCUCUCUGGACUCUGCCGGGAUUGGAGUUUUCGUUUGCAGAGGGUUUGUGCCCAAAGGAGCCAUAGUGUCUAUGUACCCUGGUGCCAUUUACCAAAAGUACGAGCCCAUAUUUUUUCAGUCAGUUGGAAACCCAUUUAUUUUUCGAUGCCUGGAUGGUAUUCUCAUUGAUGGGAAUGACAAGGGGAUCUCAAAGUCAGUAUACCGGUCUUGCAAUGGAAGAGACCAGCUGGGCCCUCUGAAGAUGUGUGAUUCCACCUGGCUGACAAGCUUCCCCCGUAAUCCACUGGCCGUGGGACAGUAUGUUAAUAAUUGCUCCAAUGAGAAGGAAGCCAACGUGUGCUAUCAGGAGUUUGAUGUACCUGACACGUUUCCGGUGGAACUACGACAAUACAUCCCGAAUAUUCACUACUCCCAUGAGAGUGAAGGGCCCAUAAGGUGUGUGGUUCUUGUGGCUCUCAGAGACAUACAUUGUGGAGAAGAGCUCUUUUCAAACUAUUUUACAAUCGUUCGGUAGCACAAUACCGAGGCGGAUACUUUGCAGGAUGUAUGGAAGG
Messenger RNA from Nanorana parkeri, 967 nucleotides. RefSeq names its product SET domain containing 9 (gene SETD9). The transcript has 8 exons. Gene Ontology annotation, molecular function: protein binding. The record is from RefSeq and is a predicted model, not a curated record. Bases 10 to 927 code for a protein of 305 amino acids. Lineage: Eukaryota; Metazoa; Chordata; Amphibia; Anura; Dicroglossidae.